AUGCCGUCUGAUUCACACCUCAUGGAUGAAACCACUCCACUUGGGAGUCUAUUGAACCCUCUCCUGAUGCCGCCACCCACCGAACAGAAAGAAUUGUCCAGAAGUGCUCAAGCCGUCCUGGACUGUUUAGAACUCCAUCGUGCAGGUCAAAGACCACCCCAGUCUUGGUGGCAACACCGGCUCACUCCGCACGACUAUGGAGAGGUCUUGCGUGUGCUAGAUGGCGACACAUCUCUUCGAGGUUACGUGGAAGACAAAGUAAGGCUCGACUACGACCCUUACCGGUCCCUUAUAACUAUCCGAAUACCGACUCCUCUUCAUGACAUAUUUUGUGCCAGGCUAGUCUCUGAAGUUUCAACCCAAUUAGUGAAGUUCCAAAAAAGCAAUAAACCCUUUGCUGAUUUUGCGAGGAAGGUUGAUCAUAAAUCCACUACCCGAAUUUGGCUGCCGAAUGAAACAACAAAUGGAGAGCAAACUCGCUCCGAACGGAGCCCAGAUGCAUCAUUCAAGCACGAGCAGGCAAAAUACCCUGGUGUUAUUAUAGAAGUGUGCUAUACGCAAAAAGCUCGAGCUGCUGCGGACUUGGCGGAUGAUUACAUCCUGGACACUAAUGGGAACGUGAAAGCAGUGAUUGCCCUCAACAUUGAGUAUCGCGGGUCUAAAAAAGCGACUAUAUCUAUUUGGCGACCAGAGGAUAUAACUAUAGAUGGCGUGGAGGAACUUCAGGCAAUCGCUAAGGUCGACGCGCUGCCUUUUCGAACAGAAUCUGGGCUUCCAGCCGAGGAACCAGCUGAGGGACCAGCAUUUCGGCUGUCGCGUAGAGACUUCGCUCCCACCAGUAUCUCACUGGGCUACACCGACCUCGAUCAGUAUAUCUCUAUCUCAUCGAAGAAACUCUACGACUUCCUUUUGUACGCCGAAGCAGAACACCAACAAGAAUUGCUAGACGAAGGCAUCGCUGAUCCAUUUCCUCCGGGGAGGAGAAAGCGCCGUCGACUUCGAACUCCUCCUGAACACCUAAGUUCGGAAGAAGAACUUACCGAGACAAUGAAAGCAAUAAAACGUGGGUGCCUUACGCGAGAUUCAUCCGGGCAUAGAAUCCGGGGAUCUGAAAGCUGA
Penicillium olsonii is the source of this 1119-nucleotide messenger RNA. The record is from the annotation of a GenBank genome assembly. Lineage: Eukaryota; Fungi; Ascomycota; Eurotiomycetes; Eurotiales; Aspergillaceae.